Aspergillus saccharolyticus JOP 1030-1 is the source of this 2443-nucleotide messenger RNA. RefSeq names its product UTP glucose-1-phosphate uridylyltransferase (gene ugp1). Gene Ontology annotation, molecular function: UTP:glucose-1-phosphate uridylyltransferase activity. Gene Ontology annotation, cellular component: cytoplasm. The record is from RefSeq and is a predicted model, not a curated record. The transcript has 2 exons. Gene Ontology annotation, biological process: glycogen metabolic process; UDP-alpha-D-glucose metabolic process. The coding region runs from base 481 to 2043 and encodes 520 amino acids. Lineage: Eukaryota; Fungi; Ascomycota; Eurotiomycetes; Eurotiales; Aspergillaceae.
CUCUAUCUCCCUUCUAACUAUACCCUUUUACCUUCCUCUUCUCUCUCAUCAUCCCUCUACAGUAAGUCUUUCCCUCCUCCCUCAGCUCCCCCCUCCUCUUCGCAUUUCCCCCGCUUCUCCCUUGGUCGCUGGUGGUUUUUGUUGCAACCAAUAAUCGGGUCCAUGACGGCAAUCUGUCGCCAUCAACCAGUCCUCCAUUCAACGUGGCAAUCUCUCCAGCCAUUGCCAUAAAGUCAUAAAGAGGACCACUCGUUGGACCACUUUGAAGCUCAUUUCCCAGUUUCCAAACUAGCCCCUCCCCCUCCCUACGCUGCCCGGUUUCAACUUGUUAGACAACGAAGGUACCUGAACUAACCACACCCCAUAUCGGGGAUCCACAGUAGCAGCAGUUUUCUGCCUUCCCACCUCUUCACAUUUCCUCCUCUCCUCCUAAACUUCAUCUUCUCCUGCCUAUCUCUCUCGACUUCAUUUCUCUUCACAAUGGCCUCCAAAGCUUUGCCCACUCACCUCAGAGCUCCCGCCGGCGAUGCCAGCUCUGGCUCGUUUGGCAAGCACCACGGCAAGUCCCAGUCCCACAUGGCCUUCGAGAAUGCCUCUACCAGCGUGGCUGCCUCUCAGAUGCGCAAUGCUUUGAACGCCCUUGCCGAGACUGUCCCCGAUGAGACGGAGCGCAAGCGCUUCGAGGCCGAGAUGGACAACUUCUUCGCCCUCUUCCGCAGAUUCCUCAACGAUAAGGCCAAGGGUAACGAGGUCAACUGGGACCGCAUCGCUCCUCCCCAGCCCUCUCAGGUGGUCGGCUACGAUACGCUCGGCGCCGAGGCUUCCGUCGAGUUUCUGAACAAGCUCGCGGUCGUCAAGCUCAACGGUGGUCUGGGUACCUCCAUGGGUUGCGUUGGCCCCAAGUCCGUCAUUGAAGUCCGUGAGGGCAUGUCCUUCUUGGAUCUGUCGGUCCGCCAGAUUGAGCACCUCAACCGCACCUUCAAUGUCAACGUCCCCUUCGUCCUGAUGAACUCCUUCAACACCGACCAGGAUACCCAGUCGAUCAUCAAGAAGUACCAGGGCCACAACGUCGACAUCAUCACCUUCAACCAAUCCCGUUACCCCCGUAUCAUUAAGGACUCCCUCCUCCCCGCUCCCAAGUCCUUCGAUGCUCCUCUGCAGGACUGGUACCCCCCUGGACACGGUGACGUCUUCGAGUCUCUCUACAACUCUGGUACCCUUGACAAGCUUCUUGAGCGCGGUGUGGAAUACAUUUUCCUGUCCAAUGCUGAUAACUUGGGUGCUGUGGUCGAUCUCCGCAUCCUGCAGCACAUGGUGGACACUCAGUCCGAGUACAUCAUGGAGUUGACCGACAAGACCAAGGCUGACGUUAAGGGUGGUACCAUCAUCGACUAUGAGGGCAAGGUCCGUCUGCUGGAAAUCGCCCAGGUGCCCAAGGAGCACGUGAACGAGUUCAAGUCCAUCAAGAAGUUCAAGUACUUCAACACCAACAACAUCUGGAUGAACCUCCGCGCUAUCAAGCGGGUCGUCGAGGAGAACGAGUUGGAGAUGGAGAUCAUCGCCAAUGAGAAGUCCAUCGCCGCCGAUAAGAAGGGCGAGGCUGACCAGGCUAUCUACCAGCUGGAGACCGCCGUCGGUGCCGCCAUCCGCCACUUCAAGAACGCCCACGGUGUUAACGUUCCUCGCCGUCGUUUCUUGCCUGUCAAGACCUGUUCCGAUCUCCUGCUGGUCAAGUCUGACCUCUACCGUCUCGAGCACGGUCAGCUGGUCAUGGACCCCAACCGCUUCGGUGGUGUCCCCGUCAUCAAGCUCGGCUCGGACUUCAAGAAGGUCUCGGACUUCCAGAAACACAUCCCUAGCAUUCCCCGAAUUGUUGAGCUCGACCAUCUCACCAUCACUGGUGCCGUCAACCUGGGCCGCAACGUGACGCUGAAGGGUACCGUCAUCAUUGUCGCUACCGAGGGCAGCACCAUUGACGUUCCCCCUGGCUCGGUGCUUGAGAACUGCGUUGUGCAGGGCAGCUUGCGUAUCCUGGAACACUAGAUGGUGGUGCUGAGGUUCGGAGAUUCAGUUCUCCCCCUAGGGGAAUCUGUCUGAAUUUGACUGAGACUGAGAAGAAGAUUUGGCAUGGACUAAUAGAUCUGUCUAUACUAUCGGCAGGACAAGGCGUGAUUUUUUCUUGUCAGCAUCAUACUUACUGAUGGAAAUCAUGUUUUGAGUCACAUAUUUGAAGGUAGUUUCUCCCCCUUUCCCCCGGACCAUAUGUCUGGGGUGGAAGCAAAACUCGUUAGUUUAGUUAUCCAGCGACCUGCUUUUUCACCCUUCAUAUUCUUCAGGUUGCUUAGUGCUGUUUUCGGUUGCUUUUUUUCUAUUUUUUUUUUAUUUUCACUCAUAAAGUUAGGAGAUAUCACCGUACGUAAUGUAAAAUCCCUUGUUUUUUUUU